This is a messenger RNA of Cricetulus griseus (Chinese hamster), 8328 nucleotides long. The record is from RefSeq and is a predicted model, not a curated record. NCBI's taxonomy places the organism in Eukaryota, Metazoa, Chordata, Mammalia, Rodentia, Cricetidae.
UGGUGGGGUCACCACAACAUGAGGAAUUAUAGUAAAGGUUAGCAUUAGGAAGGUUGAGAACCAUUGGUCCACAUCACAUUCCUCCUCACAGAAGAGUUCUUUUGACUGGGUGUGUUGCACACCUUUAGUCCCUGCACUUGGGAGGGGAAGACUGAAGCUGAUGGAACUCUCUGAGUUUGAGGCCAGCAUAGUCUACAUAACAAGUUCCAGGGGAUGUACAAAUACCUGGAGAGGUGUUUUUCAGACUUCAAGCAGCGAGGCUUUGUUGUUGGGUAUGACACUCGGGGUCAAGUAACUAGCAGCUGCAGCAGCCACAGGCUUGCUAAACUCACUGCUGCAGUGUUGCUUGCUAAAGGUGUUCCUGUUUACCUUUUCUCAAGAUAUGUCCCUACACCUUUCGUACCAUAUGCAGUCCAGGAGCUCAAAGCAGUUGCAGGUGUGAUGAUUACUGCAUCUCACAACCGCAAAGAGGACAAUGGAUACAAGGUUUAUUGGGAAACUGGUGCUCAAAUCACAUCUCCACAUGAUAAAGAAAUUCUGAAAUGUAUCGAAGAAUGUGUGGAACCCUGGAAUGGUUCCUGGAACGAUAAUUUAGUGGACACCAGCCCUCUGAAGAAAGAUCCUCUCCAGGACAUUUGCAAGAGAUACAUGGAAGAUCUGAAAAAGAUCUGUUUUCACAGGGACUUAAAUUCAAAGACCACCUUGAAAUUUGUGCAUACCUCCUUUCAUGGAGUUGGACAUGACUAUGUGCAAUUGGCUUUUCAAGUAUUUGGUUUUAAGCCUCCAAUUCCGGUCCCAGAACAGAAAGAUCCAGAUCCAGAGUUCUCUACUGUUAAAUGUCCAAACCCUGAAGAAGGGGAAUCUGUGCUGGAACUCUCUCUGAGAUUGGCAGAGAAAGAGAAUGCCCGGAUAGUGCUAGCCACAGAUCCUGAUGCAGACCGGCUGGCAGUGGCAGAACUUCAGGAGAACGGCCAUUGGAAAGUUUUUACAGGGAAUGAGUUGGCAGCUUUGUUUGGAUGGUGGAUGUUUGAUUGCUGGAAAGAAAACAAAUCAAAUGCUGAUGUGAAGAACGUGUACAUGCUAGCCACCACUGUCUCUUCUAAAAUUUUAAAGGCGAUUGCACUUAAAGAAGGAUUUCAUUUUGAGGAAACAUUACCAGGCUUUAAAUGGAUUGGAAGUAGGAUAAAAGAUCUCCUAGGGCAUGGGAAAGAAGUCCUUUUUGCAUUUGAAGAGUCUAUUGGUUUUCUGUGUGGAACCUCAGUGUUGGAUAAAGAUGGAGUGAGUGCCGCUGUUGUUGUUGCUGAGAUGGCCUCUUUCCUGGAAACCAGGAAGGUAACCCUGACAGAGCAGCUGUCGAAAGUUUAUGAGAAAUACGGUUAUCACAUGUCAAAAACUUCCUAUUUCUUGUGUUAUGACCCACCUACCAUCAAAACUAUAUUUGAAAGGAUUCGAAAUUUUGAGUCUCCAAAGGAAUACCCAAAAUUUUGUGGGGCAUUUGCUAUCUUGCACGUACGGGACAUAACCACUGGAUAUGACAGCAGCCAGCCCAAUAAGAAAUCAGUACUGCCUGUGAGUAAAAACAGCCAAAUGAUUACGUUUACUUUUCAAAAUGGCUGUGUUGCUACUCUUCGAACAAGUGGGACAGAACCAAAGAUAAAGUAUUACGCAGAGAUGUGUGCAUCACCUGGCCAGAGUGACACUGCCUUACUGGAAGAAGAAUUAAAGAAGCUCAUUGACGCUCUGAUAGAGAAUUUUCUUGAGCCCAGUAAGAAUGGACUGAUCUGGCGUUCUGUGUAGGCUAGGGCACAUCAGUACAUUAUGACUUUGCACUGACAUGGAAUGAAGAACUCUACACAGUGAACCUCGUGUUGGAAUUCUCCAUCUGCCAAGUUAGCUUUCCCCUUUUCUUUCCUCUGUUCAGCUGGUUAAAUAGACUAUAUACAUUUGAAAUGAAAAUGUUUGGAGGGAUAGGAGUCAAAUGUUUUCAUAAUCUUAAAUGACAGUCAGUCAUUACAGUGAAAGUGUUAACAGCGGCACGCCAUUCCUCCUAUAUCUGAAACAAUACAAAAGUGAGUUUUCUUAUUAAACUGUGGUUAAGCUUAGUUACAUAUCUUGUAAUUGUGUAUAGCAUGGUUUAAAAGAAACAUUAUAUAACUAUAGGGUUAGUUAAGGAAAUUAAUUCUUAAAGAUGUGUGUGUUUGCUGUGGGUACUGUUCCUUACCCAUUGUGGAAAAGUGUCGUUGUCAUGAUGUAGAUAUUGAUUUUUCAAGUUAGAAACCCAGCUUGGUGGCACAUUCCUGUAACUACAGCCCUCAGGAGGCUGAGGCAGGAGGAUCAUUAGUUAAUGGCCAGCCUGGGCUACACAGUAAGACUCUAUCUCAAAAAAAUAAUAGAUCAUUUAGGUUUUCUGAUUUAGGACAGAUACUACAGCCUGUGAUUUUGCACCUGUUUCAGGUGCCCUUGUUGUGAUGUAUAUUUACUGUAUGUAUUUAAGACUGGUAUUUACUGAACAUAAAACAAUAGUGGCAGCACUCCUAGUGGCUUUGUUCUUGUCACAUUUCUCAGUGCAUUCUCAGGGUCUGGUGUGAACUAAACAGUGUUCCUGCAUUGGAUAUAAUUUUAUCGGUCCGUUUUCAGAUGGCUAAGCGAAAUCUUGCAAGCUACAUAGGUGCUUCCUCUAUAGAAAAGGUUUGUUGGCGCUAAAAAAGGUUGUAGAAAAGAUCUUAAUAAAAUCUGGCCUAAUAUGCAUUUCUAUAGACAAUAUAAACAUGACAUUGGGGCUGGUGAGGUGGCUCUAUGGGUGCACGCACCUGUCACCAAACUUGACAACUUGAGUUCAAUCCCUGGGAUUUACAUAGUGAAAGGAGAGAGGAAACCAACUCCCAUAAAUUGUCCUUUGACUUUUAUAUAUUGUAUGUGUUCCCUGCCCCUAAAUAAAAUGCAAGCAAUUUAAAAAAAAAACAAAAACAAAAAACAAAAACCUGGCUUAAUGUAACUGUAGUUGGGUCUUCAUGCUAGGAUUCAGCUAUCAUAGCCUAUAAGUGAAAAAAAAAUAAAAAAUCUGUGCUGUGGAAUGAUCGUGGUAUUUAACUGGCAGUUUUUUUGAAUUACAUUUUUAUAAGUAAGAUUUAUUCUUUUAUCUGAUAAAGUAAUGGUAAUUUUACUAAGAAAUGAAACAUCGACAUUUAUUUUUUACCACCUUGAUUCAAUAGCCAGUCUCAUUUGAUCUCAGAAGAUAAACAAGGUUAAACAUGGUUGGUGCUUGGUGGGAAAUUGUAGGUAUUAGGAAACACUGACAGUGAUGUUUAAGACUAAGGUCAGUUUAUUUUAGUGUGUUGCUGGCUUUGGAAUUCCUGAUAAUAUAAAUACUCUUCAUCCUUUUCAGUGUGAAAACAGUUUUCAGGAAAGUCAUUUGUGGUUGAUUGUCUAGCCUUCUGAAAUGCCCUAAUGAGAAAUAUUGUCUAAGCUUUUCAAAUUGGCAUCUCCCUACAUAGUUUACUAAAUACAUACUAUAGUGAGGAAAACAGUAACAAGGCCUUGGGGUGUAAUUGUUUAAACAAAGUUGACUAUAGGAGACAGCACUGAUACUAAUUUGUUUCCUAAAAAUAAUAAUGUAAAGCCUAAACUGAUUAGUAUGUUAAAUCAUGAUUUGGUUUGUCACAGCUUUGAGCUAAUUCUGGUUGUGUAAUCCAAACAUAGUUUUCAAAUUACGUUGCCACUAUUGUUAAUUUGUUCCUUCCUUGCUGUCUUAGAGCUGGGUCCUAUAUGACUGUAGAUAAUAUCUAGUUAAUGUACAGUGCCAUUCUUCUGUAUGGGUUUAUUUUAAAGGCUUUGCUCUAGAGAAGGAAUAUAUAGAAUGUUUUCUUUUAUUCUUAAGAUUAUAAAACAUUUUUGUUCUAUUGUAAUUUAGGAACUGGCAUGUAUUCUGCAAAGUGGUAUAGUCAAAGCUAUAUAUGGGGAAACAUGCAUAUUCAGUUUUAGUGUCUAUGUUCCAGUGACCCAAGAACAAAAUGAAACUAAAAUGAUGUGACAGCCUAUUCAUAAUCACAAAAGUCAUGAUUGUCAUCCACUUAUGAAGAAAACAUUUCUGUUUGAAUGCUUGUGCCACAUACAUAUAAGAUACACAUCUUAAAGUGAAGUUACUGACAUUUGAGAUCUUACCUUGAAAAGCUAAAUUCCAGUUAUGUAUAAAGGUUCCCAAAGUGUAUAGGCUGAGCAAACGAUCUGAAUAUGUCUGGGCAUGUUUAACAUGAGCUUGACUCCGUGGGUGCCUAGGUGCUAACAGGAAAGGGGUCUCAGCUUUGGCACUGCAUUGUUCAUCUCUUUUUUCAGCAAUAGUAUGGGAAUGAAUGUAUUUUCUUUGAGCAAAUAAGUCAAAACGGGUAUUUUUCUGGAGCGUUGAGGAAAAGAAUUAGGCUGAGACAGAGCCCAGUGGUUAAAGCACUUAUCUAGCAUGCAGAUAAAGCAAAGAUAGUUGCAAAGCUUGCAGUUGAUCUCUGGCAAUGCAAGGAAGUGGGGAGGUUAUUAUUGAUGGAGAAAAAUCAAAGAGUAACGUGGAAAUUACAGUAGAGACCAACAAACGAUAUAUAAAAGCCAGUAAUGGCAGCAUGAGAAAUGCUUCUUGUGAAGCACAAACCAAGUGCUAAUAAAGGUGGGGUAAACUGUAUUCAGGGGUGUUCACUUGUAUUUGUUAGGGUGGGCAGACAGCGAGCCUACCGUUUUCCUUUAGUGUAGUGAUCACUGAGAAGUAGCUCAGUUCUGGGAGGGGAGGAAAAAGCAUUCUUAGUAUGGAUUCCUGUCCUACUUGGAUGUUUUUUCAGAAUCGCAUAAAAACCAGAGAAGAUAAAGAACAAAAGUAAAAGAAAUAAAACUAAGGAUUGUAAACUAAAACCUCUAAGAAAAAGUUCAAGGAAUUGAGAUCGUUGAACUCUGAAACUGAAAGCUGUUGAGCUCAUUAACUAAAUCAUGUUACUCAUUGGGGGUUUUAUGGAAGGUGUCAAAAUAAGAAACACUAAUGGGAUCUGUAGUGAAGACACCACAGGGAAUAAGGACGUAAAAGGAAUAGACAAGACCUGUUCUUAAAACAAGAAGACAGAGUGGGUAGAAGGGGACUAGUUGAAAAGAAGGGAGUCAGGAGGAGUUAGGGGAGGGUUAAGAGAAGGGUAAUGGGGUGACUGUGAUCAUAAUACAUUUUAUUCACAUAUGUAAUUGUGAAAUUAAUGAAUAGACCAUGUGAAAUGUUUACAAGGUAAGAAUUUUGGGGGGGUGAUCAUAAAAACCUGUCUGAAACCUUAUUUAAAGAUCCCUACAUACACACUUUAAAGAAUGUAAAGAAUCAGGUUGGAACAAGACUUCUAUAUAAAGCACUAAUGGUGACUUUUGUGUUUUACUUCAUGUCUAGAGUUUGGCUCACAAAUAGCUUGUGUGUAUUUUGAAUGGUAAGUGCAUGAGUGCAGUGAUGGGUGUUCUUUUUGAUUAACAAACUGUAUGAGACUUGAACACACUCACAUUCAUCUGGGAGAACACACUGUUUUGUGAGAUAAUUGAGAUCUAUUGCAAAUAUAAAGUAUAUUUGAAUGUAGUAACUUAAGACAGAUUCUAAGAGAUUGGAUACUUUGUGGCAUCUGCAUAUAGCAAGUAGGCCUCCCAUUUCUUCAUCAAGAUGCUUCUGGAGUUGAUGCAACAGAAACAUUAAGUGGGAGUCUUCUAGAGAAGUUCAACAAAUGCUGCUACUGCUUCUGUUUCCAGAAUUUUCUGCUGGUAUUUCCAAAGCUUGCAAAAUACAAAUUCCACUUGAAUACAUUUAAUUUUGCACCUUUCUUGCUCUACCUCCCUCUUCCCUAGGCAUCUUUCUACCUUCUCUUACUGUGAAACACUACUACCCUCUUACCUCACUGAUAAAGAAUGUUAACUGUUCAUUCAGAUGGCUUUAAACUUGGCCGUGAAAUGUUUAUAAACUGUUUUUAUUGUUGUCAGAAUAUUUGAGAUGUGUAUUGUAUGAAACAACUACAAUGUCUUUCAACGCCUGCUUUUGGUUUCCUAUAGAUGAUAUUGCUGUGGCCUUUUACAAGGCUUUUGUUUUCUGAAUUUGUUCUACAAAGUGAUGACGUAACAGUUAUGCCAUCCAAAGUGGUAAAUUGGUUUAGCAUUUUAUUGGGGGUGGGUUUCCCUGACUUUGGUCAGUUAGAGCACAAAAAUUCAAGGAAAUAUUUUUCCACAUUUGUCCAAAGCAUUUUAUUAUGAGCUGAAAGAAAUCUGAAGAGAGAACUUGUGUGUAAUCCCAGCCCUGGAGAGACUAAGGCAGGAGAAUUGCUGUGAGUUCAAAAUUAGCUUAGGCUGCAUAGAGAGAUCCAGACCAAAAAAAAAAAAAAGAAAGAAAGAAAGAAAGAAAGAAAAAGAAAAACUAAAGUAGAAGAGAGUGGCACAUUGUCUGACUCUUUAUAGAGCAUUGGUUUUACUACCAAUCAUAAAGCAAAAUUAGUGUUGAUUAUUAUUUUUUACUAUUCACCCAAUUAGUACACCCAACAAACCAUCUCCCCUGUGUUAAUUGAAGGCUGUCUACACUUUAAAAAGAGAAUCUAUAAAACUAAAAGGCCAAGUCUUAGUCAAGUGACCAGAGUUUGCUUCCUAAAUUUCUGUUAGUAGAACCCUGAAUUAGAGAAACGUGAAAAGGUUGGGUAAUAGGGCCUUGAGAGCAAAACCCCAAGAAGCCUACCACUGACAUGAGAGUCCAUGUUCUGUUUCUAAAUCAAGAGAGAAUUCUGAAUUCUCUACAAUAAAGUAUAAUAUAAAGAUGAACUUUACACAGGAGGCUGGAGAUGUAGCUCAGUGGUGGAGAGCUUGCCUGAUAGGCCAAAGGUCCUAGAUACAAUACCCCCAGCACCAUAACAAAUAAAUAAAUAAAUAAAUAAAUAAAUAAAUAAAUAAAUAGGAAAAUGUCAGAAAGGAACACAAGUUUAUCAUAUGCCCUAAAUUCCCAGCUCCAGCCUAGUUUCCCACCUGCAAUUGUUGCUUUUUCCUGGAAGGGCACACAGUGACCUUAUUAUAAUAAAUACACAUUCUAGGAUAUUCUCUGCCUUUCUGACCUAUACUUCCAAAGUAUUCAUGGCUGGUUAAUUGACCUGCAAUGACUAUGUUACCCUUGAACCUUACAAUAUUGUCUGAUGUAUUAGCCAGUUGAUUCUGUUUAGUUCACUGACACUCCUUAACACACCUGUCAGCUGCCUGAGAGCAAAGGUCAUGCUUUAUCAUUUUUAAUAUCUACUCUGUUUAAUUCAGCAUCUCCUCUUACGCAGUAUUUAACUGGUGAUAAUAACAAUUAAAAGGUUUUAUUUUAAAGUUAAAGAAAGUUUAAAAGAUAAUACUCAUUACUGAAAUAUGCAGUAAGUGAUGUUUAUUAAGCAUGCACACCCAUAAAUAUUCAGUGUCUUAGUUUCUGUCGUUGUGAUAAAAACCAUGACCAAAAGCAACUUGGGAAGAAAAGGGUUUAUUUCAUCUCAGAGUUUCUAUAUCCAUCAGUGAGGGAAGUCAGAGCAGGAACUUAAGGCAAGAGCCUGGGUGGAACUGAAGCAGAGACCAUGGAAGAUUGCUGCUUACUGGCUUGCUCUCUGUGGCUUGCCUGCUUUUGAUAACAUCCAGGAGCACCAGCCCAGAGCCCCUACAUCAGUCACCAAAAUGCCCCACAGGCCAAGCUGUAGGGGCAUUUUCUCAGUUGAGGUUCCAUCUUCUAAAAGGACUCGUUUGUGUCACGUUGGCAUAAACCUAGGCUGCACACUCAGUUUCUUUGGGAAGUGCAAAGAUCUUUCCAUGUGAAAACUAUAAUAUAUAGUAUUUGCUCACAAAACAAGGUUUUGGCCAAGAAGGCUAAGAAUGUAUGUGUCUUAUGUAAUUUGAAUCUCACUGAUCUCGAUACCAUUUUUUUUUGAACCCAUAACCCCACCUUUCAAGUGAGUCCACAUCUGAUUUGAUACUACUUGAUGCAAUAUUAGGAUGUAUCGUGUGUUAUUAGAGUCACUCAGGCAAAAAAAGGGAGGGGUAUCUGCAGCUAUAUAUGGUGAGACCUUGUUAUCGGCUACAAUAAGCUCUUGGUGUAUGUACAUCAUUGAAUAUGACAGGUAAAACACAAUAAGAAUGGAUUAAAUUUCUGAUAGUAGCUCAGAAUCAUGCCUUUGUUUUAACAGUUUCUGUCAACAUCCCAUCUUCCCCUGGAAAAAUAGUGGGGCAUAUUGUUAGCCUGUGAGAAUUUGCACUUUAUGUAUUUGAUUGUGGAUUUCUGUGGUUUUCACCAAAUGAGAUAUCCUCAGUAAUAAACAGGUCUCUUCAUAGGCA